Messenger RNA from Prorocentrum cordatum, 1553 nucleotides. Lineage: Eukaryota; Dinophyceae; Prorocentrales; Prorocentraceae. The record is from the annotation of a GenBank genome assembly.
AUGGACUCCAUGAAAGGGAUCCCCGAGUGCGACGCCAUCAAGAGUAUGCUGAGCGAAGUCAAUGCGAAGAUUGGCGACAUGACCAACGUGGUACCCAUGAGCAACAAGAGCCUCGAUGCCGAGUCGCAGGCGCGCCUUCGGGCGAAGACCGUGGCCAACGACGUGCUCAUCCUGCGCAAGGCGGGCGACGACGCCCGCGCGGAGAUGGACGCGCUGAAGGCGCAGCUCGAGGAGAGCCAGGAGCACGCCGCCGAGCUGGAGAGGCAGGCGGAGGAGAUGCGGGGCGAGGUGGACGAGCUCAGGGCGCAGGGCGACGCGCACCAGGCGCGCGCCCAGGAUCGCUGGCGGAGCAGCUCGACGACACCAUCCAGCGGAGCGGCGUGUGGGCGGCACGGCGCCGCCGCCGCCGCCGCGGUGGCGGCGGCGUCGGCGGCGGCCGCCGCGACGGGCUCCGCCGCCCCAGCCGGCGCAGCCUCAACAGCGGGCGCACCCUCUGCUCCGAGGGCAUCCCCUGCGCCGAGGUCCGCCGCAUCCGAGGCGUCCGACGUGCAGCCUGCGCUCAGUCGCCAGUCCUCGAAGGCAUCGAAGCAGAGGUGCAAGAGCCGACCUUCGAAGGGUCACCUCGGCCUCGCGGAGCUUGAGUCAAAGGUGCAGGUGGUGGAGCAGCCCCAGCUGGCUGAGAGAAAGAAGCUCGUGGACGCAGAGGUGCAGACUGACAAGGCUGACGUCGCGGAGAGUGGCCGCCGGGCAAACCGCCGGGGCGUCGGCUCGAAGCCGCACGCGGCACCCGAGCCCGCGGUGCCCGAGGCUGCCGUGGCCAUGCUGCCCGACCCGCCUGCCGAGGUCUCGCAGUCCCCGCGCAGCUCGACCGGCAGAGCCGCCCGCCGCUCCUCGCUGCGCUCGCCGCCGGCGUGCCCGGCCGCCGCGCUGGUGUCCGCGCACGUGCAGGCCGCCCCCGAGCCGGAGGACCCGGAGGACCUCAGGGGCCCCCACGACUGCCACCGGGAGCUGGUGUACAGGGCCGAGGCGGCCGCCGAGGGCCCGGGCGCGGAGGACGCCUCGAGCCAGGCCGCCGAGGCCCUCGAGGAGGCGUCCCCGGAGGAGGCGCCCCGGGAGGAGGCGCCGCCCCGGGAGGAGGCGCCCCUGGCGGAGGGCGCGGAGGAGUCCGCGGCGGAGCUCGCCGCGGAGCGUUCUCCUGGGGGCCCCCGGGGUGCCGGGGAGCCGCUCGAGGAGCCGGCCGAGGCGGGGCGGGAGCUCGUCGACCGCGCCUGCUCCCCCGUGGAGUGGUGCCACGAGCAGCCCGCCGCAGCCUCGGUGCUGCCUCCACCGCAGGAGCCCGCGCCGCUGCUGCAGGCCGAGCCGCUGCCAGAGCAGCUGGCGGCCCCGCCGCCUGGAGCGAGCUCGGCGCUGGCGCCCGUGGUGCAGCCGUCCCUGGCCGAAGCCCGGCGCGGCGCUCUGGCGACAGUGCCUUCGGCGGUGUCCUCCCAGACGGCCCUGCCGCUCGGCGUCGCCCUGCCACGGCGCGACGCCAUCGCCAGCCCGCUGCCGGGCUG